ACUAAACACAAAGCAAUUGUUUAAACAACAAUUUAACUACAAUAAAAACGUUAAAAUGUCUCACAAUAUUAAUGUUGACAGUGAUUCUUGUACAGAUAUUUCUAGAUCUGCAGUGAAUCCGAUUUGUAAAGUAGAAGAAAACGAUCGACUACAUAACAAUGACAGACGUCCCAGUAACAGGCAUUCUCGCAACAGGAGUUCCAAUAAGUAUGCAGGAGGUAAACCAAAAGGACCCCAAAUGAAUCAGGGAAUCAAAGAGGACAGUUACAUUAAUGACAAACUUAACUCCAUAAAUCAAAGCACAGACCUUCCACCUUUGUGUUUGGUCGAACAGAAGUUUUCAGGAAGAAGUCGCCUUUUUAUCGGAAAUUUACCCUCGGACGUCACAGAAGAGGAAAUAACAUCGUUAUUUGCUAAGUAUGGAGAAACCCAGGAAGUUUACGUAAAUCCGGCCAAAACUUUUGCAUUUAUAAAAUUAGAUUAUUACGCGAAUGCGUUUAGGGCAAAAACGGAGUUGUUUGGUUACAAUCUGAGAGGGAGACAUUUGAUCAUUCGAUUCACUCAUCCGGCAGCUAUAUAUGUUAAAAAUUUGUCCCCCAAUGUUACAAACGAGCUGCUAUACUUGGCUUUUUCCGUUUUCGGGGACAUUGAAAAUUGCUACAUAAUUGUCGAUGAAAAGGGCAAAUCGAAAGGCGAAGCUGUUAUUGAAUUUGUGAAAAAAGGAAGCGCCACAAUUGCUGCGAAAAGAUGUUCCGAGGGCUGUUUUAUCUUAACAGCUUCUCUGCGACCAGUCAUUGUCGAAAAAUUUGAGCCUUGGUUUGAUAUAAACGGAUAUCCGGAAAUUUUGGCAAAAAGGAACGAAGACUACUAUCGCGAAAGAGAAAUGACGCCCAGAUUCGCAAAUCCUGGUACUUUCGAGUACGAUUACGCCAAACGUUGGAAAGAUCUUCAUGAAAAAUACAAGUUGAAAAUGACCUCGCUAAAAAGCGAACUCUUCUACGAGGAGCAAAAGCUGGAAGCGGAUAUGAUAGCAGCCCAAUACGAUCACGAAACGGAUCGCCUUAAGAAAAUGCUUCAGCUUAGGGAGAUGGACAGGGAAAGGAUUAAACAGGAAUGGGAACUUAGACAGAGACAGAUUGAAGACCGGUGUUUACGGGAGAGGCAAAGUUAUUGCACUUCUAACUCGAUCUCUCAAGACGAAAACAAUUUAUACCUCCAGGCCAGUCAAUUAAAUAAUUUGUUGGAACGCGAGGAACAAUUACAGGAGCAGUGGCAAAUGAACCACUUCACAAGCUCAUCUUCUUAUGAACAAAGAAGCGAUUAUAUGAAACGUGAAGCUAAUGAUUCGGAAUGCUGGGUCAAUUUAGGUGAAAAUUACAAUCCUAGAGGUCACAAAAGACUAAGACAUUGAUUAACUUUUUUUCUUGUUAACUUACACUAUA
Molecule: messenger RNA, 1442 nt
Organism: Agrilus planipennis (emerald ash borer)
Lineage: Eukaryota; Metazoa; Arthropoda; Insecta; Coleoptera; Buprestidae
Product: hrp65 protein-like
Exons: 3
Coding region: 56-1411 (451 amino acids)
Biological process (GO): regulation of DNA-templated transcription
Cellular component (GO): nucleus
Molecular function (GO): RNA binding
Source: RefSeq, a predicted model, not a curated record